Fusarium venenatum is the source of this 618-nucleotide messenger RNA. RefSeq lists its product as uncharacterized. The record is from RefSeq and is a predicted model, not a curated record. Lineage: Eukaryota; Fungi; Ascomycota; Sordariomycetes; Hypocreales; Nectriaceae.
AUGGCCCGCCAACGCAAAGAAAAGUCCGUCAAGGAUAUCAAACUUGAACAGCCCGAUCGCUCUGGUCCAAACAAGGAGACACUUGUCGAUUUCGCAAAGGGUCGCGAUCUCUUUGCUGAAGCCGAUCGUCGACAGCGCGAGCUUGACGGCGAAGGACCCCUUUUGUCGCCUCGCACAGAACGUAUCCUCGAAACUCUACUAUGGACCGGCAUUAUCGCUAUGCUUCACUUUACAUUCGACGUGCUUGUGCAGCGACAGUACGCUAUGGAACUUGAUUGGCUUCUUGUAAUCCAGCGAACUCUCACAGCUUGGCUCUUGUUUAUCUCUCUAUUUUACGUCCUCCAUCCGCAUUAUUCGCAAAAACAGUUGAUUCCUCUUGUCCCCCAACAGUAUCAGGAGACUAUUCGCCAAGCCAUCUUCUUCGUCGCAAGCACACUGGGCGGCUGCUACCUCAUCUACAUCAGCAACAACUACAGUUAUAUAGCGGUCAUGAAGCAAGCCCCUCCUGUAGGUUGCCUGUGGGUUUGGGCCGUUGUCGAGAUGGAUAUUCUCUGGGCCUUUCCCAGUCUUUGCAUUGCUGUCGCAUACGCAUACAAGAAUGGAUACGGAUUCAGAUAG